Messenger RNA from Tilletiopsis washingtonensis, 318 nucleotides. Its product is annotated as riboflavin-aldehyde forming enzyme. NCBI's taxonomy places the organism in Eukaryota, Fungi, Basidiomycota, Exobasidiomycetes, Entylomatales. The transcript has a single exon. The annotation marks the transcript as partial. The record is from RefSeq and is a predicted model, not a curated record.
GUCUCGGCCGCGCCGCUCGCCAAGCGCGACUACAGCGGCCGGGCCACGUACUACGCCGUCGGCCUCGGCGCCUGCGGCGGCACCAACUCCGACUCGGAGAUGGUCGUCGCGCUCAACACGGCACAGUACGGCAACACGGGUGUGCGCAGCAGCUGGUGCGGCAAGCGCAUCACCAUCUCCAACGGCGGCAACACGCAGACGGCCACCGUCGUCGAUGCGUGCCCGACGUGCAGCUACGGCUCGCUCGACAUGAGCCCGGCGCUCUUCAGCGCCCUCACCAACGGCAACAUGGGCCUCGGCGUCUUCCAGAUGUCGUGG